Messenger RNA from Diospyros lotus (date-plum), 699 nucleotides. Its product is annotated as 40S ribosomal protein S23-like. Bases 141 to 569 code for a protein of 142 amino acids. The record is from RefSeq and is a predicted model, not a curated record. Gene Ontology annotation, molecular function: structural constituent of ribosome. Gene Ontology annotation, cellular component: cytosolic small ribosomal subunit; ribosome. Gene Ontology annotation, biological process: translation. Lineage: Eukaryota; Viridiplantae; Streptophyta; Magnoliopsida; Ericales; Ebenaceae. The transcript has 4 exons.
CAAGCCCAACGUCUCUAUAUAUACGUUGAUCGCUCUCCUGAUCCGAAAACCCUAGGUUUUCCUCUUUACGGCUGUUCUCGUCGUGCGUCGUCUUUCCCAGCAACCCUAGUUUCAGUUGAAGAACUUCUCUUUCCACAGCCAUGGGGAAGACACGUGGUAUGGGAGCUGGACGCAAACUGAAGUCCCACAGGGUGAGGCAAAGGUGGGCAGACAAGGCAUACAAGAAGUCCCACCUUGGCAAUGAAUGGAAGAAGCCAUUUGCUGGGUCUUCCCAUGCUAAAGGCAUUGUCCUAGAGAAGAUAGGAAUUGAAGCUAAGCAGCCAAACUCUGCCAUCCGUAAAUGUGCUAGGGUUCAACUGAUUAAAAAUGGAAAGAAGAUUGCUGCAUUCGUCCCUAAUGAUGGUUGCUUGAACUACAUUGAGGAGAAUGAUGAGGUGUUGAUUGCUGGAUUUGGACGUAAGGGCCACGCCGUGGGAGAUAUCCCUGGUGUCAGAUUUAAGGUUGUUAAGGUGUCCGGUGUCUCUCUUCUGGCUCUCUUCAAGGAGAAAAAGGAGAAGCCAAGGUCUUAGUUUAAUGUGAGCGGCUUAAAUUUUUAUUUCCAUAGUUUUGUUUUGAAGCAUUGGAACGCUACUCUAGACCGAUUGAGGAUUUUGUUCACCAUUUGCGUUAUCAACUUUCCAGUUAUGGUAUUGCAGUUUA